Molecule: messenger RNA, 1680 nt
Organism: Amaranthus tricolor (Joseph's coat)
Lineage: Eukaryota; Viridiplantae; Streptophyta; Magnoliopsida; Caryophyllales; Amaranthaceae
Product: hydroquinone glucosyltransferase-like
Exons: 1
Coding region: 155-1555 (466 amino acids)
Molecular function (GO): UDP-glycosyltransferase activity
Source: RefSeq, a predicted model, not a curated record
AUAUUAACAAUUAAAUUUGUGUAUUAAUGGUUUGAAAAGGCAAAUGUUACAAAAUUUAAGGGAUCGACUAACAUCACCAUAUAUCUUCAAACCACCAAAAAUAUAAGUGUACAUACAUACCAUCUAAAACACUUCUAUCCAAUUACUCCAAAAUAUGGACACCACAAACCCAAAACUCCAAGUAGUAAUUGUGCCAAGUCCAGGCAUGGGCCACCUUAUCCCUUUAGUAGAAUUUGCUAAACUCCUCCAUAAUUCUCACCAAUUUUCAAUCAAUCUUCUUAUCCCAACCUCAUCACCACCCACUCUUGCUCAAACAACCUUCUUAUCCACCCUUCCAUCCUCCAUCUCCUCCACCUUCCUCCUACCUGUGGACCCCACUCUUCUCCCCCUCAAUAUCACCCAUGAAGAAACCAUUUUUCUUACCCACUUCCACUCCUUAUCCUCCUUUCGAUCCGCCCUCCGUUCGCUCUCGAGCGUCGUUGCAGUCGUCACCGAUCUUUUCGGUGUCGACUACUUCGACGUCGCUCGAGAGCUUAACCUACCACCUUACUUGUACUACACGUCAAAUGCUUUUUCAUUGUUAUCUUUCAUUCACUUACCUACGUUGCAUGAAAAUGUCACGUGCGAGUAUCGUGACAUGAAGGAUCCAUGGGUUUUACCCGGGUGUGUGCCACUCCAUGGUAAGGAUUUUGCUGACCCAACUCAAGAUCGUACAAGUGAGUGUUAUAAAGUGUUUAUGUAUAUGAUUAAGAAGUAUAAUAUGAUUGAGGGUAUUUUCGUAAAUUCUUUUUUUGAUCUUGAACCGGGUGCUUUUAAUGCUUUGAUAAAUGAUGAAAACCGACUAUCUGAGAUUUAUCCAAUUGGACCUGUGAUUCAGCCUGUUUUGGAUGAGGAUCAUGGGUCCGAGUGUUCGAGUUGGUUGGAUGAGCAACCAACCAACUCGGUUUUAUUUGUUUCAUUUGGAAGUGGAGGAACCUUGUCUUAUGAUCAAACUAUUGAGUUGGCUAUGGGAUUAAAAAAAAGUGGACAAAGGUUUAUAUGGGUGGUUAGGUCUCCGAGUAAUUCUCCCUUUGGAUCUAUGUUUAGUCAGGGUAAUAAAGACGAUGGAUCCUUCCAAUUUCUUCCGGAAGGGUAUUUGGAUAAGAUUAAGGAUCGUGGAUUUUUAAUUCCGUCAUGGGCCCCACAAAUUAAGAUAUUGAGUCAUAGGAGUACCGGUGGAUUUGUUAGUCAUUGUGGGUGGAAUUCGACUUUAGAGAGUAUUGUGUUUGGGGUGCCUUUAAUUGCUUGGCCGCUUUAUGCAGAGCAGAGGAUGAACGCGGUGAUGCUUAACGAAGGACUAAAAGUAGCGUUGCGACCUAAGGCAAACGAGAGAGGGGUUGUUGAAAGGGAUGAGAUUGCUAGGGUUGUUAAGGAUUUGAUGGAAGGGGAAGAAGGGAAUAAGACAAGGGAUAAGACGAAGGUUUUGAGUGAAUUAGCUAAAAAGGCAAUGAGUGAAGAUGGUGAUUCUACCAAAACUCUUAACCAAGUAAUUAAAAAAUGGAGUAAUUCACAAUAAAUUUUCUGUUAAUUUUCGUUCGCCAUUUUCUUAUUUUGUUUCAUGUAAGGUUAUUCAUUUUCAACAGUUUAUUAAAAAAAAAAAUCUUUUUAAAGAAUAAUAUGAUGUUUAUUUCAUGAAAUAAA